Messenger RNA from Amorphotheca resinae ATCC 22711, 672 nucleotides. RefSeq lists its product as hypothetical. The record is from RefSeq and is a predicted model, not a curated record. Gene Ontology annotation, biological process: proteasomal protein catabolic process. The transcript is spliced from 3 exons. Gene Ontology annotation, molecular function: peptidase activity. Gene Ontology annotation, cellular component: proteasome core complex, beta-subunit complex; proteasome core complex; cytosol. NCBI's taxonomy places the organism in Eukaryota, Fungi, Ascomycota, Leotiomycetes, Helotiales, Amorphothecaceae. Bases 61 to 672 code for a protein of 203 amino acids.
AUAGUAAACGACCAAGACAGCACUCUUCCAGCUCAACUUCAACCCCAAAACACCAUCAUCAUGGAAGUCUUACUUGGUAUCACCGGCAAGGAUUUCACCAUCAUCGCAGCCUCCCAGGCCGCUAUGAGAGGAGCAACGAUUCUCAAGGCGUCAGACGACAAGACGAGAGCAUUGAACCAGCAUACCCUCAUGGCCUUCUCUGGAGAGGCCGGAGAUACAAUCCAAUUCGCAGAAUAUAUCCAGGCCAAUGCCCAGCUCUACUCCAUGCGGAACAACAUCGACCUCUCUCCCUCUGCCAUCGCACACUUUGUUCGCGGUGAACUCGCCUCUUCUCUCCGCUCCCGCAAACCCUACAAUGUCAACCUCCUCCUCGGCGGUGUCGACCCCAUCACCGACAAGCCCUCGCUGUACUGGCUGGACUACCUUGCGUCGCUGGCGCCCGUCCCAUAUGCUGCCCACGGGUACGCGCAAUACUACUGUCUCUCGAUCCUCGACAAACACCACCACCCAGACAUCAAUUUCGAGCAAGGGCUCAAGAUCUUGAGGAUGUGCACGGACGAACUGAAGAGACGGUUACCGAUCGAUUUCAAGGGCAUGUUGGUCAAGGUCAUCACGAAGGAUGGAAUCAGGGAGGUGGAUUACAACGAUGAUGCGCGGGUUGUUUGUCCUUGA